This is a messenger RNA of Aspergillus nomiae NRRL 13137, 480 nucleotides long. RefSeq lists its product as uncharacterized. The transcript has 2 exons. Lineage: Eukaryota; Fungi; Ascomycota; Eurotiomycetes; Eurotiales; Aspergillaceae. Bases 1 to 480 code for a protein of 159 amino acids. The record is from RefSeq and is a predicted model, not a curated record.
AUGUUCUUUAACGUAUGGACUAUUGUGAUUUCGUCAGAUCUCCGUAUUGGAGGCGUCACAUCAUUGAUGUUCAUGACAGCACCGUUGGCGAUGGCUUUUCUCGUUUACCACACCUACCUUAUCUGGGCUGGCAUGACGACAAAUGAGAGCGCGAAGUGGUCCGAUUGGAAAGAGGAUGUCGCUGAUGCGGAGGCCUACGGAAACUCGCCUUUGCUGCGCGAAUAUCAGAACCCGCAAUCAUACUGGCCGGCAAGUAGUGACCAGGUGCUUGUAGUUACGGAAGGUGAGCCACCGAGAAUGGGCUUCGUGUUCUCACCCGAUUCCAAUGAGAUUAGGCAGCCCAAUGGCGGGGAGGCACCUAUUGAUCAUAAGUGGACAUUAGUACGCAGUAUGAGGGAGAUUGACAAUAUCUAUGAUCUUGGGUUUUGGGAUAAUCUACGCCACUCCUUUGGAUUACCUGCUCGGCGGAAGAUGUCCUAA